AUGGCAACGGAGACCGCCCCUCCUCCGUCAGUACCCGGUGCGGAUAAGCCCAAAGCGGUCUCUUUUUCAAGCUCGGAUGCGCCAAUCCAGGCAGUGACCGUGUUCCGUAAGGGCAAGGCUGAAGUCACGCGUAUCAUCAACUUCUCGUCACCGUCCAGCCUUGGUCGCCAUGAGGUGGAGCUCGCAGAACUUCCUCGCAACUUCAUCGACCAAACGAGCAUCAGAGUCAAGGGCUCCGGGCAUUGUACGAUUCUCCACGUCAGCUACUCCGAGGAGCCGCCGCCGCCUACACAGCCGACCCAGGAGGAGCGAGAUACGGCAAAGGCUGGGGAAGAGAAGCGCAAGCAAGAUAUCCAGAAACUGACGGACGAACUCACGGUUCUGAACCAGCAGUCCUCUCGGAAUUCGCACGUGCGAGAGGUGGAGGACGUGGGCAAGGCCCUGGACUGGUGGACGGCCAAAGCGGAACAGACCGACGCCGAACAACACCGACUCGAGCUAGAGGGCCGACGCCUGAAGAACGCCAUCGCCGAGCUCCAGUCACCUUCAAGAUCUGCGAUUGUUGCGGCACUUGCUCGCAUAAAGACGGAGAAAACGGCCAAAAAACUGGGUAGGAUACUCAUCACCGUGGACGUGCAAGAGCUUGGCAACAUCGAACUGGAGGUCAAGUAUAUGACCCGCGGGGCGAGCUGGUCUCCUUCGUACGACCUCCGAGUGGAUACCCAGACCGACUCGGUGUCGUGCACGUACUACGGUAUCGUCACACAGAGCACCACUGAGGACUGGCAAGGUGUUUCUCUUCGGCUGUCGACAGCGGAGCCCACUGUCCACGGGACGCCACCUGCGCUAGGAAGCAAGACCGUCGCAUUCAAAACCGUCCAGAAGCCGAUACCCAGGUCGAAGCCGAUACUCGGCUCCCGAGACCGUGGUACGCCCGGGGGGGGCGGAUUUCCUUUGUUGAAGCCAUCGAGAAGGGCCCAGUCAAGCACACACAUGACUGUUGAAGAGUCAGGCGCCCCCAGGGCGGCGGCGGAAUGUAGUUUUGGUGCCACGGGUGCCGGUUUCGCGAAGAUCACGUGCUCGUCCGUCCCGCCGCCGCCCCCAAGGGCGAUGCCUGCCACGGCUCAGGUGGAAAGCGGGGGAGGGUUCUUGGGCGCCGUAUCAUUCGUCGUCGAAACGCCGGCAGAUAUCAAGAGCAACGGUCAAAUGAAGAAGCUCACCGUGGGAGAAUUGCAGCUAUCCGUGGAGGUUACGCACUACAUCGUACCCGCCAAAGCACCCGCCGCUUACCUCCAAGCAAAGGCGACGAACAACACAGACUACCUGCUCCUGGCGAGCAAUGACGUGUCCAUCUUCUUCGACAACAGCUUCGUCACCAAGACCAGCCUCACCUCCGUCUCUCCCGGAGAGUCCUUCCAGACCUUCCUAGGCAUCGACCCCGCCGUUAAGAUCACGGUUGCGCCGCCUCGCAAGACCAGCAAGAAGCGCGGCAUCUUCUCCAAGUCCAACCACGUCACGCACACCCACAGCACGCUGAUCUCCAACAACAAGACGGUGCCGGUGACGUGUGUCGUCGUCGACGCCUUGCCGCGCUCCACCGACGAUAUCAUCAAGGUGACUCUGAAGGAACCGCUACCGGCGAGCGUGUCCGAGUGUGAAGCUAUCACCGAUGACUCGCUCGUGUCCAUCGCGUUGGAGACGUUCGGAGGUGGCGAGGGGAACAGCAACAACAGCACUCGACGCCCGCCGGCGACUCCUGCCGAAAGCCUCGUGACGGGGGUAUUCAAGAGUCCAUCGAAUCACCUGGCUUGGGUAGGGAAGAUCGCUCCCCAGGGCGGGGUUUCGGUCCCCCUCACGUACACCGUGGAGUGGCCUUUCGAGAAGGAGAUUGAGAUGUUGUUCGGAUAAAGCGGACACGGGUGAACGCGCAACAUCAAUUGGAAACAACGAUCGGCGACACUUUCCGAUCAAGGCCCCAUCGGUCCAUAGUGACACCGAGAUCGCAUUUUCCUUGUCUCGCUGCUGAAAGUGGCUCUUAGUGGCCCUGGAUGACCUGCCGGACUUUUGUGUCGUUUUUUCGAAGGGAAGUACGAAGUACCACUGUACAGUGGCUGGGUGUGAAAGCAGGGCCGGCUGGUUUUCACUCGCUAGAAAGGCGAGUAACGGCUUGUACAUUCAUGCCAUUGUAGCACUAUGUAUGUGUACUUCUGGCUUGGGCGCGUUAUUGUGCCUACAGUACUGCGGUACAGCGUCAUACGUAGCAGGAUGUGGGGGAUGUUGCGGUCGAUGUGGCUGCUCUCCGUGUGCGACACUGCUUUGCCAAGCCCUAAUGAGUCGAUCGUAUUCAGCCCACGCGUCGAUAGUCUGCGGUACGUG
Ectocarpus siliculosus is the source of this 2376-nucleotide messenger RNA. The record is from the annotation of a GenBank genome assembly. Lineage: Eukaryota; Phaeophyceae; Ectocarpales; Ectocarpaceae.